Molecule: messenger RNA, 741 nt
Organism: Arachis ipaensis
Lineage: Eukaryota; Viridiplantae; Streptophyta; Magnoliopsida; Fabales; Fabaceae
Source: RefSeq, a predicted model, not a curated record
AUGGUUGCUGCAUUCAGGUUAGAGGAGAACGAAUGGAUUUGGUUAACGUACGAAAAGAUGGUACAAUGGGCGAAUGCGUAUUUGUGCGAUAAGUUUUGUGCUGGAUUGAGAACGACGUCAAGAUACGAGGACAUUAAUACAUCUCUUAAAAGGUUUAUCAAGUCCUCGAAUUGCUUGUUGGAGUUGGUGGAGAAUCUUGAGCGUGUGGCUAAGGACUACAGGAACAAUGAGUUUAUUACGAACUACAAAUCUCUAUAUUCGAAACCGGUCAUGACUACAGGGCUGGAAUCAAUUGAACGGGCCAUAUCUCAAAUCUAUACCAAAGAGAUAUUCUUCGAGGUCAAGAAAGAGAUUGAAUGUGUGGUUGCGUUGAUAAUUCUUCAUAGGAAAAGUUAUGGUAGUACGGAAAAGUUCAUGUUUAGAAAGUUUCGUAAGCCUCAUCGAGUUUACUCUGUACUAUAUGAAAGCAACUCUGAGAGGUAUGAGUGUUCGUGCAAGCUUUGGAACAACAUAGGAAUUCCAUGCAGCCAUAUCAUCUGUGUUUUGAAAGAGUUGGAGAAGGAUGUAUUGCCGAUGGGGUUGGUGCUGAAAAAGUGUUGCAAAGAUGCUAAGUUUGGAUCAUUCCAUGACUCCGAUGGAGGUUUGGAUCGUAAUAAAGCAUUUUCGGGGACGGUAUGGUUCGUUGUGGAUUGCUUGCUUCCCUAUGAGUUUGUUAGCAGCCCAACAGCCUGCCACGCAUGA